AUGUCGUACAUGUUUGAGGUGUCUGAGGAAGUCUCCGGCUUCAGCAGGUGUGGGAUCUGCAUCGCUCAGUCCUUGAAGAUCCCUCACAAUCACAAGCAGGAGAACUUCGACAAGAUCGUCAGGCUGCUUCUGGACACCCGUUACGCUCGGGCAGUCGUCCUUUUCACCUCAGAUGAGGACAUACGGGGUAUCCUGAAUGCCAGUAAGAGGGCGGACCAGGUGGGUCAUUUCCUGUGGAUCGGUUCAGACAGCUGGGGAGCCAAGAACAGCCCUGUCCAUCAGCUAGAAGAAGCAGCAGUGGGAGCUGUCACUAUCCUGCCAAAAAGAACAACCAUUGCCGGGUUUGACGCAUACUUCACAUCGCGGACGCUGGAGAACAACCGCAGGAACGUUUGGUUCGCAGAAUACUGGGAGGAGAACUUCAACUGUAAACUAAUGAGUUCCUCCAAGAAGGAAGACACCAGCAGGAAGUGCACAGGCCAGGAGCGGAUCGGGAUUGACUCUAAGUACGAACAGGAGGGGAAGGUUCAGUUUGUGAUCGAUGCGGUGUACGCUAUGGCCCAUGCCCUUCACAACAUGCAGAGAGACCUGUGUCCCGAUGUCUCAGGGAUCUGUGAAGAUAUGGACCUAGCUGGGGGCAAGAAACUGCUCAAGUACAUCCGCAGUGUCACCUUCAAUGGUAAGUAUACUAAUGCCAACACAUCAAUCAAUCGACCAAUCAAUCAACCAAUUAAUCGAUCAUUCAACCAAUCAAUCGAUAUAGUACCCCAUAACGACGUGAUAACAACCUAUUAG
This is a messenger RNA of Salvelinus sp. IW2-2015, 795 nucleotides long. Lineage: Eukaryota; Metazoa; Chordata; Actinopteri; Salmoniformes; Salmonidae. The record is from RefSeq and is a predicted model, not a curated record.